AGCGAUGGCAAUGGCAGAGGGAGAGCAUGGUAGGGGGAGACGUGUAGAGAGCGAGGAAGAUCGAAAGAGAGGAAGAGCCAGACAGACAGACAGACAGACAGACAGACAGACAGACAGACAGACAGACAGACAGACAGACAGACAGACAGACAGACAGACAGAAGUGAGGCCCGGCAGGAGGGGACGGUAGUUGACAGUAGUAGAGUUCAGGAGGAGAGUAAGCGAGAGGUGGGAGGAUUAACUAGAAGUGUGGGAGAGUAAUCCUGCAAGUGAGUGGAUCAAUCGAUAGAGAAAGAGAGAGUGAGGCUCAGCAACCAGGAGGACGAAACUUUCAAAGUCAACGGGGUUGGAUAGGACUCAACAUUUAGUAUUCAUAGCACGCUAGAAGCCGCACAUGAAGAUUGCAUCUUAACGACAAACCUCGAGUCACCAUGAUUCUUCGACCUGCUCCGCAGCGAAGCAAUUAUCCGUUUGAUCCGGACAACCCUCUUCCCAAGGGAGUCCAGCUCUCUCCUGCUGACCUGCGAGCCAAGUACUACAAAGUGAUCGACCCCGAGGCGAAAUUUUACAGCGGUGAUCCAAGAUUGCACCGAGACCGGAGAGAAGAACGAGACCCCAAACGGACCAUGCUGUUCCAGAAACUCCGCUCUAACAGCCAAGAAGUCUUUGACAAAACAAGGAGAUAUCUUAUCGAAGAAGUCGCUCGAGGGAGAUGGUACGGGAAGGAGCAUCGCGAUGAAAUCUUGGAGAUGACAGCCGCACCAUCCACUCGAUCAUCGAAUGAUUCGGGUAACGACAUGUUUGCGAUCCUUUCAAACCAGUUUGGCAGAAGCUAUGUAGGGCGAAAGCUUCCUCCUCGCAAAGAUUUCAUCCAGGCAAACAAGCUUCUGCAAACCAGAAAGUCAGAGAGUACCAAGCCUCCUGCACACCGAAGCUCUUCGAGUGCAUCAACUCACGAUCAUAGGAAGCUUGAACGACUCAUUGAUGAAGCCUUCGACAAGAAUGCGGCACCAGCUGUGAUAGAAUGGUUGAAGAAGAAAGCUAAUGUUGUGGAACGAGACUCUCUCACAAGGAUUCUUGAGUCGGUAGACAAGAAGCGGUCUUCAAAGAUGAGUCCACAUCAGCAGGCUCUUGCUCAAGCUCAAACUUUGAGGAAACUUCAACGCACUCAAGAUUCUGAUGUUUCAAACCUAAAAGAAAACAGAAUUCCUUCUCUGCCAUCCCACGGAUCUGGAACACAUGAAAAUCAAUCUGCCCAGAAUCCCGAGGCAAGCUUUCCUGUAGUGUCUGCGUCACCCAAACAUGUUGUACAGACAGAAGUCAUGGAGGAACCACGAGAUCAAGGUGCAAGUACCUUUUCGAUGCCCCCCAAGUCAGGGGAGAUCCCCCCCCCUGAAAGAAGAAAGCAAGGUAUUUAUCCGUUUGACUGGAAGCCGUCAAGGAGAGUCUUGGAGCUCAAGACAAAGCUACAAGAGAUUCUGUCUUCUAAGCAUCGCCAGCUCAAGAACUCCUUCCGUAGGUUCGAUGAAGAUCACCGGGGAACGCUGGACCUCAGCGAGCUUUACAGAGUGAUGGUGGAGGAGUCCGGCAUCGAAUGCACCCGAGAAGAGCUUGAAGAAUUGUGGGAUUUCUUCGACAGAGAUCGAGAUGGUGUGGUCAAAUAUUCAGAUUACGCAAAGACAAUGGGAAACGAUGCAUUGGAUGAAAGAGAUUACUUUCAGAUUGCUCAGCGAAAAGCAGCUGGGCGCUACAAUGAAGCGGUGAAGUUCUACGCGAAUGUGAAUGAACAAGACCAAGCACAUGUCUUGAACAAGAAUUCCGACACAGCAAAGUUUGCCAGUGAAAAUCCCGAGCUUCUCAAGAAGUACAUCAAGAACGUCGAAGAAGUUCACACUGGGCACAACUCACUGUUCACGCUGCCCAACAAGAAGCUCGGGUACUACCCCUGCGAAAAGCCGAGACGGCCCGGCAAGACAAGCGUCGGCACCAGCCUCCACAGUUUCCGCGUGGAGGUGGCGGAGAGACUGGUGAGCAAGCAUGGCUCGAUUGAGUCAGCGUUCCAGGAAGCUGUGAGAGGGACCGGAAGGGAAGGAGUCAGCCAGUACAGCUUCGCCGUCCUCCUCAACGAGCUUGAGAUGGACGCCGACGAGCUGCUCACUUUCCAACUCUUCGACACGUUUGACCUUGACUAUGAUGGCGAGCUGAGCUGGGAAGAGUUUGACAACUGCUUUAACAACCUGGACAAGACGACGAGAGCAUGGAUGACCCAGGAGAGCGACUCAGACAUCUUGUUCUACGACGUGAAGCAACCAAGUCACAAUAUCGACAGCUCUUCUGCUCUCGCGACAAUUUUUCGACCCAGAAAAGAUGCUGCACGGAAAGGAGAAGGAAGGAGAGGAGCGGAAGAUAAGCGCAAGGAGCACAUGGCCCCUCCUCGGCCCCUGACUGCCCUGAGUGGCACCGGCAGGUUUGACGCUGAGCACCUCACUGGGGUUCAUGCGCGUGCAUCUUCAUCGCUGGAAAGGCUUCAGGAGACACAAAUACGUGAAAGCCCCUCCUCUCCUCCUCGCAAGCUCAGACAGCACGUGCGGUCCCGAUCUCUCUCGACGAGUGUCAGUCAGCCGCAUCAAGUCACGAGGGAGAAACGGAUGAGACCACUAUCAGCGAUGAAUGAAUUUUAAGAUCAACUUCAUCAUUCCCCUC
Guillardia theta CCMP2712 is the source of this 2703-nucleotide messenger RNA. RefSeq lists its product as hypothetical. Bases 432 to 2681 code for a protein of 749 amino acids. Lineage: Eukaryota; Cryptophyceae; Pyrenomonadales; Geminigeraceae. The record is from RefSeq and is a predicted model, not a curated record. The transcript is spliced from 10 exons. Gene Ontology annotation, molecular function: calcium ion binding.